CAUGACUACCACGGCAGUGGACGCCGGACAAGGCGGCCUCCUCGAGGUCGGCCUGACAACGAACUAGUUCAAUUCGCCACAGCAACAACGGCGAAAAGAGACUGCACAUCGUCUGUCCAUCUUGUGGUAGAGUUUUUCAUUUUCAUUUCGAAAACCCCGACCUCAACGACCACAUCGGAGCUGAAAGUACGAACCCGGGCGCUGGGUGUUCCCACUCAGUACAAGCAGUUGAUUGAGGCGUCUUCAAGCAUUCGCCUCCUUCGAGGGCCUCGAACUCGAGCACCAUUCGCAAUAGACGCUCGUGGCUUUCGACCACAACUGCCAGCUCCACCACAGCCUCGGACUGUCGUCUUUCUGCCCGCAAGACGUGGGCUCGAUUCCGCCAGGUCGCUUUCGGACCGAGACGAUCGCAGCCAGAGCGGUCGGCCAGGAGUCGAUCAGGCGAGAGCAGAAACGGCCUGCAUGUGGCCUGACGAGAGACCAGCAGGAAGUGACGAGCCGAGGCGAGAGGGUCGGACAGGAGAGAGGAGCAACAAAAUGCGAUUGGAGUCCGAAAGACACGACUGCACCGACAAGCUCACGAGUGCUCUUCCAGCCAGUCCGUCACUUUCCCUCUUCUUCCUUUUAGCCUCAGCCAGUCUGCCUCCCUUCUCUCUCUCUCGUUCUCUAUCUUUCUCUCUUCAUCUUGUACCUGCCUUCUGUGUGCUCGGUCAAUUUCACUUCGUCCCUCCGACCGUUAUGACCAAAAUAGCGUUUUGUCCAAGUAGCGUUUAUCUGUUGCUGUUCACCCAAAGUCUGGCCACCAGAUGGACCAUUGCCAAAAUCGGCUUCUCGGCCACUUUUUCUGUGGACUGA
Molecule: messenger RNA, 855 nt
Organism: Protopolystoma xenopodis
Lineage: Eukaryota; Metazoa; Platyhelminthes; Monogenea; Polystomatidea; Polystomatidae
Source: the annotation of a GenBank genome assembly